ACGGAGGGCGUGCAUCGCCACCUGUUCGAAGGGACUUGAAUCACCCGUGAUGCCGGACUCUGGUCGCCGGCAUCCACUGCUUGACAGCUAUAAAAGAGCUGCACACUUGAAGGCGGGUUCUCCAGCCCUCAGUUGACCUGUGCGAGCCAAUCUUCUCAAGUUCAGGUACUGGAUACUUGACUUGCUUCUUCACAGUUCGCUCUUCAUUUCGUCACGACUUUCAACCCUACACCUCUUACGACACUUUUCCAUAUUCACAAUCUUCACGAUCAAGAUGCGUACCUCUACUGUCGUUGGUGUUCUCGCCCUCACUGCUCCUGCUCUCGUAAGCGCCACAAAGGGCAGGAGUGGCCCAGCCGCCAAAGCUGCGAAGCACGUCGGCCAUGCCGUGAGCGCCUUUAGGGGGAACGGGGACGGGAACCAGCGCCGUGCUGACAGCGAUGAUCUCUACGCUCGCUACUACGACGACGAGCUGUACGCGCGGGAGCUCGACGACGAGCUAUAUGCGCGGGAGUACGACGAUGCUCUCUACGCUCGCGAGUACGACGAAGCACUCUGGGCACGGGACGACUUCGAGGACCUCUUCGCCCGUGCUUUUGGCGACAAGAACACCGAGACUCCAGGUCAGAAUGCUCAGCCAUUGACGGAGCACACCGAGAAGGCCCACGGCUCUAAGGCAGGCUCUAAGGCUGAGGCGAAUGACCUACACCCCCAGCACCCCCUCACGCAGGAGAACGGCCAGCGUACUGGUCACCCGUCUGAGCACCACGCCGCGCAUGCCGGCCAGCACCCAGACCAGCACUUCGGUCAGCACGGUCAGCACACCACGGGGCACUCUGCCGUCGAGCACCCCGGCGAACACCGCAAGCACCCCGGCCCACACCGCCAGCACCCCGGCCAACACCGCCAUCACUCCACGGGGCACUCUAGCGUUGAGCGCCCCGGCCACUCCGCGAAGCACCCUGGCGUUGAGCGCCCUGGCCAGCACACGCCGGCGCACUCUCCCGAGCGUCACGGUCACCAGCACCCGACCGAGCCCUCGACUCAGCACCCUGGCCAACCCUCGACUCAGCACUCGGCCGAGCACCCCGUCCAGAACAAUGCUGAACACCCCGCGAGCCCAGCCAUCAAGCGUCCUGGACAGGCGUCGUCAGCAGCCGUUCGUCGCGAGCUCCUUGAGAACUUCCUGUGAGUAUCGGCUCGGUCAUCUCCCGAUGACAUGGUGCUCAUGUCUCUCAACAGCAUGUCUCGCGGCAUCGACAUUGACGAGCUCGACUGAGCAUCGCUGGCCCCACGCAGCUUCCUUUGUGAUGAUUAUGACGAUAUAGUUAUGUGACAGGUGUAUUGAGUUAACGAUGUUUAUGAAUAGCGAACUUUCUGAGGGCUCAA
Messenger RNA from Fomitopsis serialis, 1389 nucleotides. RefSeq lists its product as uncharacterized. Lineage: Eukaryota; Fungi; Basidiomycota; Agaricomycetes; Polyporales; Fomitopsidaceae. The record is from RefSeq and is a predicted model, not a curated record. The coding region runs from base 275 to 1192 and encodes 305 amino acids. The transcript is spliced from 6 exons.